AUGUCACCAUCACUCGUCAUCGACGACACCUCGCUGCUGCUGCUUCUCGUCCUCGUUGCAGCGCUUGCGGUCUCCAUCUACGUCUCCCGCUCCUUCCAGCCCCUCAUUCACCCGCUCAUCCUCACCCGACAGGCCGACGUCUCACAAACUAGACAGCCCAACGAGUCGGCCAUCUACCGCAACGCAAACUCCCCAGCCGGCUUCGACCUCGCAUUGAGGCCGCGCAAGGAGAUCAACGAUGUCGCCGAUCUCAUCAGACACGGCGCAAAUGGCUCUGAACGCGAAGCGCAGAGGUCCAUCUACGGUCGAUCCAAGUCUAACGCGGACGUAGCUGGCGAUGCUACCGCCUUUGCAACCGGCUUCAUCAAGCUUUCGUCCGCUCCCGUACCACAGACCGUUUUUGCUGUGGUCUCCGAGUCUGACUCCUACGAGAGCCUCAUCGCGUUGCUGGCCAACUCGCACACGUCGGUCAGCUCGCGCUUCCACACCACUGUCGUGUCACCGGAAGAGCUCGGCAAGCAGAAUGUCAGCUCCUUGCCCAGUACCUUGUCCAGCACUGGAGCCCGCUCCGUCAUCGGCGUCUUCACAACCUCAAAGAGCAUCGAUGCCGUCCUCGCGUUGCCCAUCAUCGACGCUUCUGCGCUCAUCAUUGUCCCCUCUGCCGAUCUCGAAGAGGUCCAGAAACGCGCAAAUGCGCACUUUGGCGGCUCGCAUCGUCUUCGCAUCUACGACUUUACCACCGUCGUCGAAGCUGGCAGUCGCGGCUCGCUCCACGGCAACGAGUCCGUUGACCGUGACGUCAUUAAUCAGGUGCAGUCGUACUACUGGAACGCCGCGUCUUCUCAAUGGACUGCGGUUCAGCACGCCAACCUGGUCGCUGGCGUCACCUCACAAUUGGCCAGCUUUCCAGCCGACAAGAUUCCCAGCACCACCGACCACCUUUUCGUCGAGGGUACCUCCGCUUUCGGCACCACAGCGUCUUCGCUCAUGGCCACACGGACGCCGUUUGGCUUUGCGCUCGCACUGACAGCACUGUACACAGGUUCUGCCAUCACCUCUGGCCUCCUCACCACGAGCUACGAUGACCCCAACCCAACGCGUUCUGCCGCGCUUUCGCAGGCACAGCCUACCCUUGUCUACGCAACCGCCGAAGGCGCGUCCUCGCUUGCCUGUGCGUUCACCGCCUGCAGCCGCCGAAGCCCGCUCGCCUCGUGGGCCGCCAAAAGCAAGCUCUUUGCCCUUCGGAACGGCACCUUUUCUCGCCAAGGCCUUGCUGACAGCCUGGUCUUCAAGCAGGCUCGCGAGGCCACUGGCACCUUCAAGGUCAGGAACGUGCUCAUCGUCGGGCGAGGCGAUACCGUGCCCCAGGCGCUGCUCGACUCUGUUCGCUCGCACCUCGGCUGCUCCGUCCUCAACGCAUACCUCCCUGAACUCCAAGCAGCUGCUGUUACUGCGCCUGUCAGCUCUACGCAUGCUUUCGACCUCCAAGCUUUCGCCGAGCACGAGAUCGGAGCGAUGCAGGUGCCGGCUCACGUCGGUCCGCCCUCUGUCUCUGCCGAGAUCAAGCUGGUGCAGUCCCAGGCUGCCACCGACGCAGGUCUGACCAUGACGGGCGACAGGCAGCCUGGCCACGCUGGCGAUCCAAUGGGCGAAAUCGUGGUGCGCGGCAACAUCGUGGCUCGCAGCAUCGGCGCCGAGGACGCCUGGUCCGUCACGGGAGACCUCGGCGCUUUCCGUUCCAACGGUACCCUCGUCGUGCUACACGACGCCGAUGAGGCCGAUGUAGCUGCCGUUCCCACGCUCAAUGCCCGCAAACCGAUCAUUCGACAACGUCGCAACCGCAGCCUGGCUUCGAAGGCAGCAAAGACAGUCCUAAUUGCCGCUCUUGUCAUGGCUGCCACAGUUGCACCGACAGCAUCGGCAGGUGCGCUGUUCAAACGCGGCGGCUCGAUCAACAACACAAUGAGCGACAUGGCCAAGAUGGGCAUGCUGGUGGGUCAACGCGCUUCGUGGGAGCAAGGCGCGUCGCAGGCAGCUCUUCUGGAACUCGACUAUCCAGGCUGGUCCGUCUUUUCUUCUUCCAGCGGUGGACCUCCCUUCAAGCCUGGCAUGGAGAGAAAGGCCUCCGGUCCACCUAACGAGGUGAUCGCCAUGGCGUACGCCUCUGCAUCUCGCUCCGACAGCCUCGGUCGACUGGCGUUCAGGAUCACAGGCGACGAGCAGAUGGGCUCGGGCAGCUCCCUCGAUGGUGCUGCGCCGGGUCCUGAGGUUUUGCUCGCUGCCUGGCUCGACGGUGAGAUCGACCGCAACACGGGCUCCAUGGGUUCAGGCUUCUACAGCAAUGCGGCACGGAGCACGCUAAACAUGGUCAUGCAACGCACACCCAAGGCUCGCUCCGGCGCCAUCAGCCAUCGAUACUCGUCCGUCGCCCUGUGGAGCGAUGCGGUCUACAUGAUGCCUCCGUUCCUCUCAUUCUACGGCAUGAUCACGCGCAACAACACCCUGCUUCAAGCCUCCUACGACCAGAUCCGCCUCUAUCGUGAUGCAAUGCGACUUACACAGGGACCGGCAGCGAAUCUGUGGGGCCACAUCCUGCUACCCGACAACCGAACCUGGACCGACGGCGGUGCCUGGGCCACCGGAAACGGUUGGGUGCUUGCAGGUAUGGCUAGGACGUUGGCGACGAUCGAGCAGAGUCAGGCGUCGAGUCAGAUGACACAGCAAAAGACGGAUCUGGUCAACUGGAUGCAGGAGAUCCUCGAUGCUUCGUGGCCGCUGUUGGACGACCGUGCGCUGCUGUUCCACAACUACAUGAACGAUACCACGACGUUCUACGAUUCCGCGGGGACGGCGUUGAUCGCAUAUGCGACGUACAGAUUGGCGUCGAUGUCGCCGGCCAACAACAAGUGGGUCUCGCAGGCAGAUUCUGUCUACCGCUCGCUGGCGACUUCGUUGAACCCUAUCGGUCAGUUCAGGGAUGGCUACCCGGUCGUCGACGUGCUUUCGUUCGUCAGUCAGGGUGAGACGUCGUCCGAGUCGUUGGCGUUCUUGAUGCUGAUGAACGCUGCCAAGCGCGAUUACCAGAACAACGAUGUGGUGCGCAUCACGGCGCCUGGCAUCGCGACCAAUGCUGCUGCGGCGGCGUCCACUUUGGCUUCGGCGAAGGUCGUGAUGGUCGUCGCUUCUGCGACGCUUCUUUUCACACUCCUAUAG
This is a messenger RNA of Pseudozyma hubeiensis SY62, 3213 nucleotides long. RefSeq lists its product as hypothetical. Lineage: Eukaryota; Fungi; Basidiomycota; Ustilaginomycetes; Ustilaginales; Ustilaginaceae. The transcript has a single exon. The record is from RefSeq and is a predicted model, not a curated record. Gene Ontology annotation, biological process: carbohydrate metabolic process. Bases 1 to 3213 code for a protein of 1070 amino acids.